This is a messenger RNA of Syngnathoides biaculeatus (alligator pipefish), 1024 nucleotides long. It is a transcript of the gene med6, whose product is annotated as mediator complex subunit 6. Gene Ontology annotation, biological process: regulation of transcription by RNA polymerase II. Gene Ontology annotation, molecular function: transcription coactivator activity. NCBI's taxonomy places the organism in Eukaryota, Metazoa, Chordata, Actinopteri, Syngnathiformes, Syngnathidae. Gene Ontology annotation, cellular component: core mediator complex; mediator complex. The transcript is spliced from 8 exons. The coding region runs from base 105 to 869 and encodes 254 amino acids. The record is from RefSeq and is a predicted model, not a curated record.
UCUAUCUUAUGCUCCGGAUGCUAACGUCUGACGACAUCAUAUAGCGACUCGACUGCGCCAAGGGCGUAGUACGUCAUAUUUAUGCGACUGUCCACAAUAAUGUCAUGGCGUCGGUGGAUUUCAGAGACAACCUGCUGGGCAUUUCCUGGGUGGACAGCGGGUUGGUUCCCAUCCUCAACCCCGGGAAUGUACUCGACUACUUCUCGGAGAGAAGUAACCCCUUCUAUGACCGCACUUGUAAUAACGAGGUGGUUAAAAUGCAGCGGCUCAGCCUGGACCAUCUCAAUCAGAUGGUGGGAGUGGAGUAUAUUCUUCUCCACGCGCAAGAGCCCAUUCUCUACAUCAUCCGUAAGCAACAGAGGCAGUCACCCACGCAAGUGAUUCCCUUGGCUGAUUACUACAUCAUCAUCGGAGUGGUCUAUCAGGCCCCGGACCUCAGCACAGUCAUCAGCUCCAGAGCGCUUUCUGCCGUUCACGGUAUCCAGUCCGCGUUCGACGAAGCCAUGUCCUACUGCCGCUAUCAUCCCUCCAAAGGAUACUGGUGGCACUUCAAAGACCAGGAAGAGAGAGAAAAAAACAAGCCAAAGACGAAGAAGAAAGCGGAGCCGGGUUCGCUGUUCCAGAGGCACCGCGUGGACACUCUACUUUUGGACCUCAGGUCAAAGUUCCCGCCAACCUUCUAUCAGCCAAAGCCCGGAGAAAAGCCCAUUCCAGUGGAGGUGAAAAAAGAGCCUGAACCUUCUACGGAAACGGUCAAACAAGAGGAGAGGGAGCCAGCGGCUAAAUCCGCCACCCCUGCCGCCGCCGCCGCUGCCGCCGCCGCCCCGGCCGGCAAGCCGCCUCCCGAGAAGCGGGCGCGGCUCCAGUGACGGCCAUUAUUCAAAUAACAGGGAAAAACAUUUAUGACUUCUGUUACUUGGCCUCUAUUUGAUGAGGAUAAAGACAUUCCCGUGUCAGUUUCUGGAUGCAUCACGGACAGCCAUAUUGAAUAAUAAUAUAAACCCCGGUGGGAUGAUCCAUUGCA